Molecule: messenger RNA, 1701 nt
Organism: Alternaria ethzedia
Lineage: Eukaryota; Fungi; Ascomycota; Dothideomycetes; Pleosporales; Pleosporaceae
Exons: 1
Coding region: 1-1701 (566 amino acids)
Biological process (GO): regulation of DNA double-strand break processing
Cellular component (GO): site of double-strand break; nucleus
Molecular function (GO): protein binding
Source: RefSeq, a predicted model, not a curated record
AUGGAAUUCUCUGCAGACGACGAGCAGGCUCUCAAGCAAUACCUGCCCAGCGAAUUUGGAAAGAAGGAUGGCUCCGUGAACGUCGAGGCGCAAAUCGAGCGCGCGCGUAGGCCAGUGGUCGAUGAGAGCAAGCAGGCAAAGAAGGAGAAAGGGUCGGACGACGAACAGGAUUCGGACGAUGAUAGCGAUAUGAGCGAUGAAGAGGACGAAUACCCAGUUUCUCACGAACUGGUCAUCAAGACGCACGAUCGCGCGGUCACGACGAUUGCGCUCGAUGCAUCCGGUACGCGGCUGGUGACUGGAGGGAACGACUGCACGCUCAAGCUGCACGACCUUAGCGCACUUACCCCGAGUACUAUCCGCGCUUUCAAGACGGUCGAUCCUUUCACCACCAAACCCUCGCAAACCGCCGAGUCGCAUUCCAUACACCAGGUUGUGUUUGGCCCACACUCUGGAGGCCAAUUCCUGUGCAUUACUGCAACAUCACAGGCGAGGCUGUUCAGCAGGGAUGGAGAGCUUAUAUCAGAGUUUGUCAAGGGCGACAUGUACCUGAGGGACAAGCACAACACAAAAGGACAUACGGCAGAAAUCACAAGCGGCGCAUGGCACCCCACGAAUCGCGACCGCUUCGCUACAGCAGGGACAGACAGUACAGUGCGGAUAUGGGACGUGAAUAAAAGGAUGAAGCAGGAGGAGGUCAUCGUACACAAGUCAAGAGCUGCUGGUAGCGCGGGCAUGACAAGGAUGACGGCCAUUGCAUGGGGCGCCGCAGCCGAGGGAGGGAGCAGUAUGCUGGUGUCAGCAGCACUCGACGGAAGUCUCGUCAUGUGGGGUGGUGAAGGACCGUACCACAGGCCGACAGCAGAGAUCAAAGAAGCGCACGCGAAAGAUACUUGGACGAGCGGACUGGAUAUCAGUGCAGAUGGCAGGCUGGUGAUCACAAGAGGAGGGGACGACACCAUCAAGUUGUGGGAUACGAGGAAGUUCAAGACACCUCUGAACACCACAUCACAUCCGUCAACGUCUUCACAAUAUCCGACAUCGAACAUCAAGUUUGCGCCCAACUCGCAGAGCAUAGUCACAGGAUCAGAGACCGGGCAUCUCCACAUCCUCAACCCAGCAACACUUCGCCCGGAGCUGGUCACACCAGUCACGCCAGGCUCUCCUCUGAUAACGGUCAACUGGCAUCCCAGGCUCAACCAAAUUCUCACAGGUUCAGCCAACGGUCAAACAACGAUCCUGUUUAACCCCAAGCUGUCCAAAGCCGGCGCUCUUACAAUCCUUAGCAAGGCGCCCAAGAAGCGACACCUCGAUGACGACCCAUCCCUCACCGUAGACAUGGACCCGCUGGGUAUGGCUGGUGAAGCACACGAUCCUUCUGGCAAUGCAGCCUCGUUUUCCGCACGCCAUCCCACCAUCGGUCUCACAGCCUCGGGUAAGAGCCGCGACCCACGGAGACCGCAUAUCCCAGCUACAACACCUUUUGCUAAGUCAACGCCCGACCAAAAGUAUGUCAUGGAGCAGAUUGAAGGCAGUGAUAUGAGGGACGAGGAUCCUAGAGAGGCGCUGCUCAAGUAUGCGUUGAAAGAGGGAGAGAAGGCUGUCUUUACCGGCGCGUGGGAGAAAACCCAGCCAGUUGGAAUCUACAAGGACUACGACAGUGAGGAGGAUGAGAGGGAGAAGAAGAAGGCAAAACGGUAG